AGGGAAGUUCAUGGACCCCGUCAAGCUUCAGGGGCUACUGGGCCUCCACUCCCACCAGCUAGAGGAGUCGACCAACCUGAAGGUACUGCUGGAGUCAUCAGGGGUCGUGGGGCGCCGCCUGGAGGAGAUACACAGUCCUGACCUCCGCCUCGACCUCCAGAACGGUGACGACGGCGACCCCUCCUCCGCCGCCUCCCUCGCCUCCACAGCGCUCCCUCUACAGGUUGUGGAUACAAACGCCACCUCGCUGGUCACCCCACGACUCACCCGCGCCCACGCCUGUCACGCCCACGAGCCGGAGACGUGCACGCCCACCUCCUGCCUCAACGGUGGCCGGUGUGUGAGAUCCUCUGAUGGCAACAGGUGUAUAUGCCCCGGGGGCUCUAAGGGCUGGCAGUGUAAGGUCCUGGCCCGCACCUUCACUGGCUCGGGGUGGGCCUGGGUCCGCCCCCUACCCCCGUGCCUCCCCACCACCAUCUCCCUCCGCCUCCUCACGCGACACCCCAACGCUCUUAUCCUCUACUCGGGUCCUCUCGCCCCUCAACAACGCCCCGCCGUCUCCCCUCCUAUGCCCACGCCCAUGCUUGCCCUGCAGUUGAAAUUUGGCCGCCCACAGCUUCUAUUCGAGGGCGGUCUCGUCCCCUUGAAGCUGGAGGUCAACACGACGGUACAUGAUGGUGACUGGCACACUCUCCACGUUCACCUCGACGCCCAGGGUGUGGCACUCAUGGUAGACCUGUGUGGGCGCGGGUGGGAGAAACACCACUCCCACGAUGACGCCCAUUGCUUAGCGCGGGCGGCGUGGACCAUCCCAUGGGGGUUAGAAGGUUGGCUAGGAUCUGGACCGCUACAAGUGGGUGGGUUAGCCCAUACGCCGCCCACCGCCCACGACCACGAAUGGGAAGAAGCACCCACAGCCCGCCCACUCCACGGCUGCAUCUCACACCUCACUCUCAAUGGUCAGCUGGUGGACCUGGGUGAGCCGGCCUACAGCAGGGAGAGCAGCCCGGGGUGUCUGCCGCAGGAGUCAGCUUGUCCGGGUGGCCUUGGUGGGUGCAGCGUCCGUGGAGAGUGUGUAGGCGGCCUCAGACGUCCCGAGUGUGAGUGUGAACCCGGCUGGACGGGGAGUGGGUGCAACACGCCCACAGUACCCGCUGCUCUGGGUAAGGCGUCGUACAUGAAGGUGGCGCUGUCGUUCACGCCAGCUCCCAGGGUGUUGAGAGUACAGGUGAGGCUAAGGACAAGAGGGGCACGACACGGUCUCUUGUUACACCUGGCGGCUCAUCACCACUCGGCUGCCUUCACUCUACACCUACGAUCAAGCGUGGCCUGUGCCUCGCUGACGGGGUCGGAAUGGGCGGCGCGGGUGGCGUGUGUAGAGGGGCGGCCACUAGGCGACGGGUCCUGGCACACUGUCAGGGCGGAACGACAUGGAGACAACUUGGUCGUUUCUGUGGAUGAUGGUGACGGCUGGAGACGAAACGAAUCCUUGGCGUCCUUCCUGGUGGUGCGGGAGAGGCGUGGGCAUGGGAGAGAGGCACCCACGCCCCUCAACGUGGACAAACACGACGGCGUCACAGUAGGCGGACUGCCGGAGUUCGUCGGUGUCAGACUGGUGGGGGUGCGGGAUGACCUGACUGAUGCGUGUGUGGAUGACCUGCGGGUUUCGGGUCGCCAUCUGCCGCUGCCACCUGCCAUCAACGGCACCAGCUGGGGCCAGGUAACCACCUUACAGCACCUGGAGCGAGGCUGUGACGCCCCUGAUGCCUGCGUCAACAUCACCUGUACCCCACCCCUCUCCUGCAACACCACCUGGGGCCAACCCACCUGUAGCUGUGGACCGGGCCGCCAGCUGGUGGACCGCAACUGUGAGGAUGUGGACGAGUGUGUGUGGCGCCCUUGUCUCCAUGGCGGCACCUGUCACAACCUGCGGCCAGGGUAUAUGUGUAUGUGUGGCCCGGGCCAUACAGGCGACCACUGCCAAUGGGCCACACUCACCAACACCACCAACUCUCUCACAGCGCCCGUGGCCAUCGCUGCUCUCACCGUCUCUCUCCUCGUCCUUUUAGUGGUGGGUCUCGUCGUGUCCAUACGUCUACACCGCCACAGGACCAACUUAGGACUGAGAGAACGACCUGCUGACGACGACACAGGCAAGAACACGGUGGUGGAGGUACAGGGUGAUGAAGGAGGAGGAGGAGGGAAGGGAGAGAAGAAAAUAGGAGAGGACGAUACACACGAAUCAUUUCUUGAAUGUUUAAAGUUCAAAUUACCCACAUCACAGCCUGCCUUAAAGAAGAAAGGAGAAAAGAGCCCCGGCAGCAACCAAGGGUCUCCGGUACCUGGGGGGAGUGACCCUACUGCCGGAGGAGAAGCUAGGGGAGCACCUGACCCUCUCCUGCCCCGGGAUGACCUCAGAGCCUACGCCUACGAGGGUGACGGAUCUUCCUCCGGUUCCUUCACCUCUACCAUAUCAGCAGACCUGAAGGUGGAUAUGGCUGAGGAAGACUCCACCAUCGUCCCUCUGGUGCCGGAGUUCCUGGAGGUAAUGGACCUCCUGAGGAACCUACCGGAGGCGGCCAACAAGACCACCUUCGGCCGCACCAAGAGCACCAGCAACCUGAAGAAGGGCUCCGGGUCACCUAGCUGUACCAAGGAGCCACUAGCGACGGCCUCUAGUAUAGUUAUGGUGAAGGGCGGAGGCUCCAGUAAGCAGCCCUCCACCGUCAGAACUAGAAUAUCUCACCUCUCCCCCAGCAGGUACAAGAGUGAAGGAACCUCUAAAACAGACGUCGUGUUAGGCAAGAGUGAAGGGGAGGUCUCCACUGUUUGCUGACACCCAGAGUAAACAAAGGAGAGUGUCAUCAACCUGUUGUACUGUAUCUCACAACCUUUUACCAGUAAGAUAAUCAAUAAGCGCCACUCAAACACAGCGUCUGGCGUUUCCUGUCUAUCAUGGAAAACUACGCCAGGCGAAUACACACACCCACACCUCCCUCACGUACUCUAUCAUCGUGACGAAUACAAAUAUACACAAAGUCUCCCGGAACAGCUGGACACUGACCAAUAAUACACAGGAGUAAAUUAAUGUGUAUCUUUAGUCUAACUUAACUCAGUCAUUCACAAAUAUAAGAAAAAUCAGACUAAACAUCACCAUCGAGUAACAAUAAUGUGUUUGUCUAUAACCCUCAACACCACCACAACAACACCACCACAACACCACCACAACACCACCACAACAACACCACAACAACACCACAAUAACCCUGACACAACAUCGCCCCACGUUCACCGAAGACUGGCAUCAUCAUAACAACAAUAACAGCACAAGUUAAUGUUGUUCUUGUUGCGAUGUUACCUGACCCGGUGUAGGGAGGCCGGCCAGUGUGUUGUUACCUGGCCCGAUGUAACGUGGCACCAACAGCUCACAGAAUAUAUGUAACCAGAGUAACAGGCAACAUGUGACCGCUCGACAUACAUACAUACAUACAUACAUACAUACAUACAUACAUACAUACAUACAUACAUACUGGUAAUUUUAGA
Messenger RNA from Homarus americanus (American lobster), 3543 nucleotides. Its product is annotated as neural-cadherin-like. Gene Ontology annotation, molecular function: calcium ion binding. The record is from RefSeq and is a predicted model, not a curated record. Lineage: Eukaryota; Metazoa; Arthropoda; Malacostraca; Decapoda; Nephropidae.